Messenger RNA from Mytilus trossulus (common blue mussel), 7012 nucleotides. RefSeq names its product protein phosphatase Slingshot homolog 2-like. NCBI's taxonomy places the organism in Eukaryota, Metazoa, Mollusca, Bivalvia, Mytilida, Mytilidae. The coding region runs from base 130 to 4371 and encodes 1413 amino acids. Gene Ontology annotation, biological process: negative regulation of actin filament polymerization; protein dephosphorylation; actin cytoskeleton organization. Gene Ontology annotation, cellular component: cytoplasm. The transcript is spliced from 19 exons. The record is from RefSeq and is a predicted model, not a curated record. Gene Ontology annotation, molecular function: actin binding; protein tyrosine/serine/threonine phosphatase activity.
ACGCAUGUGACGGAAAUCGAACCCAAAAGAAGGAAGAGAAUGAGAUUUGUUUUUGUUGUUUUGUUAUUGUCUUUCAUUUGACAUGUAGCAAUUUCUUAUUUUGUAUUUGAAUAUUCAGUCGGAUGAGAUAUGGCCUUGGUAACCGUCCAAAGAUCUCCAAGUCCAAGCAAUACAGAAUCAGAAGAUGUAGAUACUGAAGAAGGAUCUAAUCUGAAAUCUCCUAACAGGUCCAGAAGGAGAUCCAAGUCAGCACUAAAAAGAUUGAAAAAGCUGUUCCAUACAGUUAGAUUUAUUUCUAAAUUACGACCUUGUUUCAGUGAGAGUUACUUCACAGUUAAAGGUGCUGCUCUGAUAUUGCCUCAGAAUGAUGUGGAAUCAACUUAUACCAAGAAAAUCUGUAAAAGUAGCCAUGGAGAUAUCCAGAACCACUUAGAGUCCAUGAUAGGACUGUUACGAAGACAAGACACAAUAGCACUUGCAGUAAAACUAGAAGUAACAGUUCCAGAGAGACAUAAGUACAUGGCUGUGGUAUCUUGUAUGGGUAAACAAGAUACAGAAGAGACAGUCAUCCUGGGUAUAGACUUCUGUGGAAAUAAUCAGGCCACUAUUGGUUUAGUGUUGCCUAUCUGGGCAGAUACUGAGAUAGCGUUAGAUGGAGAUGGUGAGUUUAACGUUACAUCUGGAGGCAACAGACAUAUGUUUAAACCCGUUACAGUGCAUGUCAUGUGGUUUACUCUACAAAGUUUGAAUAAAUUAGUGAAGAUAGCGAGAGAAAACAAGUACAUAGCUGAAGGUCUUUCUCAUACAUGGGUAUCUGUCUAUGAGUCCAGUCUCACGUCAGACAUUCCUCUCAUCAGUGAAUGGAAUACUACAGAAGAUUUAUUGUUUUUCAAAGCAGAACCUGUAUUACUACCCACGGACGAUGAGGAAGAAGCAUUUCUAAAGAGAAUCCGAGUAGAACUGAAGAAUGUAAUGAUGAAAGAAGAUUUAGACGAAGCUACCUCAAAAUAUUUGAGAACCAAAGUAGAAGAAAGAAUGAAUAUGAAGUUAGAUCAAUGGAAAGCUUACAUUGAACAGGAGAUGUUGAUGAUCAUGGGCCAGCUUGAUUCACCAACAUUGAUUAAAGAAUAUUUAUACUUAGGAUCAGAAUGGAAUGCAUCCAAUAUAGAGGAACUCAGUAGAAAUGGUGUUCAUUACAUAUUGAAUAUCAGCAGGGAAAUAGACAACUUUUAUCCUGGUAUCCUACACUACUACAAUAUUAAAGAGUGGGAUUGUGAAGAAACUAAUCUCCUCAAAUACUGGGAAAAUACUCAUAAAUUUAUAUCCAAAGUUAGAGAGAAGAAGGGCAUAGUUCUAGUACAUUGUAAGAUGGGAAUUAGUCGUUCAGCCUCAACAGUGAUUGCAUACUUGAUGAAGGAGUACCACAUGUCACGACAGGAAGGAUAUGACAUGGUAAAGGGAAUGAGAAGUUGUAUCAUGCCUAACAACGCUUUCUGGAAUCAAUUGGAAACUUAUGAAGGAAUCUUGAAUGCAAGCAAUCAAAGACAGAUCUUUAAAUUGCGUUCUGAAACAAAGAUGGAUGAAAAAGUCAAAGAAAUAGAAAAAGAAGAUGUAAUGAGCAAUGAGGAUUUUUUAGGUGUAUAUCAGGAACCCAUUGAUGAAAGUUACUCCGAUGUGUUCCUUAAAGAUAUCUCAGAUAACUGUUCCUAUGACUUUGACAUUGAAAUAGGGAGUAGUUCUAGAAGUGCUGAUUCUAAUGAAGAAUUUUAUCCCGAUCUACCUUCCCCACAACCAGAUGGCGCUCAAGGUAAAGACAUUCCUGACGAGGAUAGUGAUGGUGAUUCUGAAUCUUCAGAUGAAGAUGAGGAGGAAGAAGAUGUUCCUAUCAGUUUUCCACAGAAAAGUAUAUCUCCAACAUCGAAAUCUUCUUCAAGUAGUAAUUUUGUGUCAGAAAAGCUUAUUUCUACAUUGCCAGCCAGUAAACAAACUUUAAACACUGAAAAAGUCCCAACUGAAACAAGAAAAGGUGAAUCUCAUAGUGAUAUGGAUAUAGCUGAGAUUGAAGGUGACUGUGACCUUGAAAGUGACAAAUCAAGGGACACAACUCCAUUGUCAGACUUAGGUAUCCAUCAUCAUUAUAUUAAGGAGAAUAUACCAUGGAGUGCUGGAACUGUUAAGAAAACCAAAGAAAAUUUAGAGGGCAAGAGUAAGGAUGUGUCAGGUCAAGGUUCAAGGUCAGAUGACAUUAAAAGAAAAUUUAAAGAUAUUGAAACUAGUCCCGAGUCGAGUCACUUUUUGUUUGAUGAUCAUGUCACAACAACUACUGAAGGUAUAACUAUUAUAGUGACUGAUGAAUCCGACAGGCUGUUCCAUCCUAUUGAUGGCGUUACUCAAUCAGAAACAAAUGUGGAUAAAGUUCAGGAUGAAAAGUCAGCACAAAAGGAUGAAAAUCAGGAUUUAAAACGACCAGCAUCCGUAUAUGAUUUGGAGGAGAUAUCUCUACCUGCUGGUAUUGUACGUAGAACUACCCAGGAGAUAGAGGAUAGGAAUAGAAUUGACGACCAAUCUCCAGACUCUUUACAUAAAGCUUUACAGAGAUCAUCAAGUUUAAAGACAGAGCGAGACACUCCACGUAAAAAACGCAAUUUAGAAAGACGUAAAACAAUUACUCCAAUCUUAUCAUCAUGCUCGUCUUCAUCAUGUGAUGCUAGUCCAACCAAAGAUAUCAGUGUAUUAAACCUCUCAACGUAUGACUCAGUGUUUACAAGUCCAGCAGUGUUGUCAAGGCAACUUGAUGACGAAAAGAAAGAGUCUGAAAAAACAUUAGAGAAAGACAAUAAGACAGAUUUUGUUAAUAAUGGUGCAAAUAAACUUGAUGAUAAUACUGAGGAGGUUAAAUCUAUGGAACAGGAGGAAGCAGAUUUAGCUGUUUAUAAAUUUCUAGGAGAAGAAGUUUCUGUGAAAAAAGGAAUCGUUAAAAAACAAACUAUGGGUAUACAUAUGUAUAAUGAUGACACACGCAUUGAAUUAAUGAGUCGUGAAAGAUCAUCUUCUGAAACUGAGAAAUCUGAAGUUGGAAGUCGAAGUAGAAAAACAUCUGACAAUGAGGGCAGUGGAUCACAUCCUACCACACCGACAGAAGUCAAAAAGUCAUACAAAGAAAUUGUGGAAGUUACCCCUUCAUGUACUGUUAGUAUGGACAUGCAAAACAAAAUAGAAAAUGUAUUAAGUCUGGAAUCCGAGGAAACUAAAAAACCUUCAGAAUCAGAUGAUAGAAUUGAAGAGAAAACUCCAUUAUUCAGUGUAGCGAAAGAAAGUUUUGAAAGGGCAAGUGCUAAAACAAAAGACCAUGAGGACUCAAUAUUUCAUACACCAAAAAACAAAAAAAGGCCAGGUUUUGAUGCAGCCACCUUAGAAUUGAUUCGAGAAAUAGGGUCUGCAAUUUUAAAUAGUCCCGCCAAAUCUGAAGUUGAGGAUUAUGAAGAGGAGGAAGCCCAAUUAGGAUCAGGUUUAGUGAGGCACUAUGUCAGAGGUAUUGAAAAGAAAACAAGUGUAGCUAAAAAGAAAAAGACUAGAGAGAUUAUAAUUAUAGAUAAAGAAACACAAGAAAAGAAACACUCUUGGCGAUGGAGUAGUCCCCCAGAUCAAAAUAAAGAAUCUCCUAAAGAACUUUCUAAAAAACCACUGAUUCAGUCAAAUAGCAGUCCUGUUCUAUCUACUAAACUGUUCAUACAGUCAGGGAAACCAGGUAAUGAUUCUGAUUUAUCUCCCUUGAAAGGAAGUCCUCCAAAAAGAGGUGGAGAAAUUGGCAAGGCUUCACCAAAAAAAUUAGUUGGAAUUGAUUCAGAAUAUAGUUCCUCAUUAGGGUCUGACAGUAGCGUAGGAGCCAAAGAUGAGGAAAAUAGCGAAGUUUUUGAUUUCAAAAGUUUGGUAGGAAAAUAUGGAGGAUCUUGUCAAGACUGUCUAGAUAGUCAUGUAAAUAGCUCAUCAUUGUCAGAAAUAAAAGAAGUUAAUUCUUGUGAAUCUCUGAAAAAUGUCGGAACAAACCAAACGCAAAACACAGAAACUGAAAUUGACAGUUCUAUAGAUAAACAAUCGGAUAGUGAAGAAUCUACGAAUGAGGAUUGUGUCAAAUUACGUCAUAUUAGAAAUCAUUUGAGAAAAACAAGUCAUCAUACACAUCGUCCAAAAUCUGUUGAGUUGGUCAGACGGCAUUCUUUGGCUCCUAACAUGUUUGGAGGAAUGGACACUAGCACUGAAGACAAUCAGUCUGCCUUUUCAUGGGAAGGUAAAAAAGUCAGGAAACUUCAAGGAAAGAGUCACCCAUUGACUAAACUAGAAUGGCGGAAAAAGUUUUAUAACACUAUGUAAUUCUAAAGAAUUCAGGUUUCAGAAAUUCAUAUAAAUGACCGUACACAUUGGCAUUGAAAGAAGAGAACUCUGUGACAAAGUCUGCUUGUAGUGAGAAAAAUUUCCAAGUUCUAAGAAAUUAGUUUGUUACUUAAUUUGCAACAAAAAAUGAAAAUAUCCAUUUUAUCAAAACUUCAAAUGAUCUUAAUGAUCAUUUCAAUGUUUGAUGAGCUUAAAUACUGUUAUGAUCGCAACCUUAACCUACUUAAGGAUCAAAGACCUCAUAAAAGUGUGAAUAACUGAAAGACUUUAUGGUCAAGUAAUUUUAAAGUUCGCUACUUUAGCAUCACCAGAGUAAGAAGGUGUCGUUUCUCAUCCGCCAGGUCUUGUAUUGGAGUUAGCUCUGUGAAGAAAAGUUUGCAUUGUUCUAAUUCAAGAUGCAACAUUGCUUGAAAAUAGAAAUAGAAUGUUAGAGUUAUUAAAACUAUUAGAUGAUCUUUAAAUAAAUUCUGGUGCACUAGAAAGAUAGAACUUCUGAAAUCAGUUGACUGUUAAUGUGAUACAAUCAUUCCAUUUUAGAAGCUGUACAUUUUGUUUGUUUGCCAGUUUGAGAUUUAAUAUUGUUAUAUAAGAUGUAUAAUGUCAUGUAUAGUUUCUGGUAGCUAAACUUUAAUGGAUAAGAUUAAACUUAAACUGUACACUAAAAAACUAAUCAAAACAGAAUCAUCGGUCCUUGACUAGUGUGGCCAGAUUUCCAUGUGUGUGACAGAGAUGUGGCUUUAAUAGGUAAAACUAGACAAGCAAUUAUAAAAUGCUGUACCUCAUUUAUGCAAAUUUAUUGCCUACUAUUUCAUGGAUCAUUAGCAUAAUCUCCACACCCUUUAUCUCUCGUUUCCAAAUUUGGGUUUGUUUUUUGAACACAUUUAACUGAAAAAGUUAAUCGCAGCCAGACAUUGUACUGACAUUGAAUCAUUUCUAAAAAUAGAAUAUACAUCAUCCAGCUGUGAUAUAGAGUUUGUUUUAUUUUAAUGUUUAUGGCCGAGUUAUAUUGGUGUUGAGUAAAUAAUUUAACAUUUGAUGUUUUUUUUGCAAGUAAGUUUUUUUUAAGAGUACAUGUUCUAAAAGUUUUAUGUUGGUUUUUUUUCAAAUAGAUUUGUUUCUAUUGUACGAUGUUUUUCUGCAUAUCAUUUUCAAAAUUGAAUUUUGCAUUUAUAAAAUCCUAUAUAUGUUGAAAAUAUAUAUUGAUAAAAGUUACAUGUCAGUUUUAUGUAGCUGGUUCUAUCAUAAACAUUCUUUGCAAUUGUAAUAUUUUCAGUUAGGGACAUACCAAGUUAUGUUGUAAUUGAGGCUAUUCUUAAUAUUAUCUGUUAAAAGUACUUUAAUUUGUAAAUACAAAAUGUAUCCAUAACUGUUGUACAUACAUACCUAUCAACUCCUCAAUACCUCCAUGGCGAUUUUAAGUGCUAGAGGACCUAAUUAUCUCUUGCAUGUUUACAUUUAUUAUAUUAUGGUUUAUUAUGAGCAUAUAGAUAUUAAAAUGGCAUUUUAAAUCCUUUAAAGUCCUUUUUUGGAGCUAUUCAUUUAAAACAAAGAGAAUUUCAAAAAUAUUUGAAAACUUAUGAAUCAGGAAAGUUGGUCGUUUUGGGUUCACACGCCUUACAAAGUUGCACACAAAGUUUCUGGUCUAAUUUCGGUAAUUUUUCCCAUGAAUUAAAAAAUUUGCAUCUUUCUGAAAUAUUAACUUGUUUAUUUGAUACAUUUUUUAAACUUUAGAGUUUUGGAAUCAAGCAUUCUUCAUAGAAUCAAAUAAAAUCCCAUAUUGAUACUUAAAAUAACUUGUACUUUUUAUACUCCUAAUAGGGUAUAAUCCAAAUUACAUGUAGUGUAGAUCACAGAGGUUCACAUUUGUAAAAUUCAUUAUAAAAGUAACAACUGAUAACAAUUAAAUCUUUGUAAUUCUUUUGAAUGGUAGUUCUUAUUAAUAUAUUUCAAUCAAUUGUAAAAAUUAACCCAAUAUUGUAAACAAAGAUAUUUUUACCGCAUCACAUAUCAGCGUGAUUUUUGCGAUUUGCAAUAAGGCUAUCACUGAACUGUUAAAUCUUUCAUGUUUCAUGUAUGUAACAUCCCAAAUACUUAAUAUUUUUCUUAAAUUUUGCAGAAAUGCAAUGGCAACCAAAGAAGAAAAACAGAUUGUAUCAAAUAUUCCUUUGUUUGUUUGCCAUUAGUCAAUUGCAUUGAGUGUGUAGGUAAAUGCAAUAUCUUUGAUUAGCUUGCUUGCUAGCUGAACUGUGAAGUAAUUGUCAGGUAGUAAACUACCAUCCUUUCAAAGUGACAUAGUCCAACAAGCAAGAUAAAUUGGUUAUCUGUUGGACUAGUCUACUCGUAAAGGAGGGUAGUUUACCUGACCUAACAAUGACUUCACGGUUCAGCUAACAAGCAAGCUUACCAAACAUAUCACCUUUACCUACACACUCAAUGUAUUAGGCUGUAAAUAUUCCCUUGUUUACCAUUAAUUCCUAUUGUACUACUGUAUCUUCUUGAGGUGCUGUAAGCGUGUGUGUUAGCAUGAACAUCUAUUGUGGUGCUUUACCAAUUGUGCAAUUAGAUAUUUAUCAUCUGAUGUAAACAUUUGUUAUAGUCAAUAAACAUUAAGCUAUUUUUA